Molecule: messenger RNA, 1686 nt
Organism: Fraxinus pennsylvanica
Lineage: Eukaryota; Viridiplantae; Streptophyta; Magnoliopsida; Lamiales; Oleaceae
Source: the annotation of a GenBank genome assembly
AUGUCUACUUGUACUGGUACUGCGAAUUUUACUUCUUCACCGCUUUCGUUUUCUAAAUCCGCCAUCACCACUUGCUCUUCUCUCCUUCAUGAAUUGCAGGAAAUAUGGGAUGAAAUUGGGGAGAGCGAUGAGGAAAGGGACGAAAUGCUUCUUCAUCUGGAACACGAAUGUCUUGACAUUUACCGUCGAAAGGUAGAAACAAGUAAAAGGUGCAAGGCAGAUUUGCACCAUUCAUUGGCUGAGGCUAAAGCUGAGAUUGCGGAACUUGCUUCUUCUCUUGGGGAAAGAAUUUCCUUGCCACAGUAUGAGAAGAUGGGAGGCAAUCUUAAGGAUCAAAUAUGUGUUAUAAACCCUACAUUGGAGAAUUUGAGGAUGCUGAAACAUGGAAGGGUCAGGGAGCUUUCCAAACUACAAUCGCAGAUUGCUCAGAUAUUUGCAGAAAUAGCAGGCAAUGAUCAGACUUCGAAUCCUGAUGAUAUUCAAGUAGAUGAACUAGACCUGACAACUAAGAAAUUAGCAGAGCUGAACUCACAGCUUCUGGAGCUUCAGUCUGAAAGGAAUUUUCGUUUGCAAAAGGUUAAUAGUCACAUUAGUGCAAUCCACAAGCUCUCAGUUGUCAUGUCACUUGAUUUUAAAAGGAUAAUGGCUGAAAUUCAUCCAAGCUUGAUUGAUUCUCCAACUGGUCAGUCAAAGUGCAUUAGCAAUGAGAUACUCGCUAGAUUAACCAACGAAGUCAAUUCACUGACACAAAAGAAACAAUGUCAUCUAGAAAUGGUGAAAGACCUAGGGAGCACUCUCAUUGAGCUCUGGAACCUUAUGGAUACCCCAAUUGAGGAGCAAAAAAGAUUUGAUCACGUCACUUGCUUAAUCACUUCCACUGUUGAUGAGGUUGUGAGUCAAGAAUGCCUUUCAGUUAACGUGAUUGAGCAGGCUGAAGCUGAAGUUGCUCGCUUGAAUAUUUUGAAAGCCAGCAAGAUGAAGGAGCUAAUAUUUAAGAGUCAAAAUAAAAUUGAAGAAAUCUACAGAGGGGUACAUAUGGAUGUCGAUGGAGAGAAAGCACGAGAGAUUCUAGUCAGUCUUAUGGAAUCUGGCAGCAUCGAUCUUUCUGAUAUUUUAUCAAGCAUGGAGGAACAGAUUGCAAAAGCCAGAGCACAGGCUCAAAGCAGAAAGGAUAUUUUGGAUAAGGUGGCAAAAUGGAAACAUGUGUCUGAAGAGGAAAUCUGGCUUGAUGAAUAUGAAAGGGAUGAUAAUCGUUAUAAUGCUGGAAGAGGAGCUCACAAAAAUUUGAAACGUGCAGAGAAAGCAAGGACUUUGGUCAGCAAAAUACCAUCUCUUGUUGAAAAUUUGACUGCAAAAGUGAAAGCCUGGGAGGUGGAGAAAGGAAUACCAUUUUUAUACGACAAGGCUCCUUUAUUACGGACAUUGGAAGAAUUCACUAUUUUACAACAAGAAAAAGAAGAGGAGAAACGCAGAUAUCGAGAACAAAAGAAGCUACAGGAUCAGUUAGCUGCAGAACAAGAGACUCUGUUUGGUUCGAAGCCAAGUAUGAAAAAACCUUUGGGCGUGAGUAACACAAUGGUAGCCACACCAAAUAGUCGACGUCAUGGAAUAUCAGGUGGAAGGGAACGAAGAGAAAGUAGUAAGGCAAUCCCCAUAAACUAUGUUGCUCUUUCAAAGGACGAUUGA